Molecule: messenger RNA, 198 nt
Organism: Chondrus crispus (carragheen)
Lineage: Eukaryota; Rhodophyta; Florideophyceae; Gigartinales; Gigartinaceae
Exons: 1
Coding region: 1-198 (65 amino acids)
Source: RefSeq, a predicted model, not a curated record
AUGCGUACAACUUCACUAACUUUGUUUCUAACAUCUAACCUUGUUCUUACUGUACAUUAUACUUGUUGGUCAAUACCUCCUUCAAAGGUACGGCACAUGAGCAAACCUAUGCAUUCUUACUUUGUGAUUCAUCGAGAAUUUGAGGCAGUAAUACAAUAUGCAGCAAUCGAAUUCGACCGGCGGUCGUCACGCUUUUAG